ACUGCAGAGUAAUUUUAUUGUUAAUUACAACUUCGUAUACUCGUGUCGUGUACUUUCUUCAUUUCUUGUUUACUGCAAAUAUUAUCAAUAUGGAUAGAUUUUUAAGUACAACGUCCAACAAAAGAGUUUGUCUGGAAAAAGUUGAUGACCCACCUGCUGUUGACGUUUCGGCACCAUUGUCAGAAUUUAAAUUUCAAUAUUUAUUCGAUACGUUUUAUAAACUGGUGUCAAUAAAUGGUGAUAAAAUCAAAGCUUCUUGUCAAAAUUGUCAUAAAGUCAUUACUGCAUAUAAAACUUCAAGUGGCAACUUAUUAAGUCAUAUUAAGAGUCAACAUACCUUUUUAGUGUCAAAAGUUGAAGAUGCUAGGAAGAGAAAGAAUGAAUCAACUCAAUCAACCUCGUCUACCUUUAUCCAAUCUAAAAUAUAUGAUUCUACCAAAAAAGUUUCAAAAGACAAGAUAAAUGAGUUGGUAUUUAAUUAUAUAGUUAAUGAAAUGAGACCACUGAUUACAUGUGAAAAGCGUAGCUUUCGAGAAUUAAUUAUGGGACUUACUGGAAUUAAAGAUACUUCUAUUUUGCCAAACAGAAUUCAAAUAAAAGCUCAAUUAACAUCCAGAUAUGGAUUAUACGUGCAGAUGCUUACAGAUUUGAUACAACAGCAUAAUUAUAUUUGUGCAACUGCAGACAUUUGGAGCUCAAACAAUAAAAGCUUUAUGGGUAUGACGUGCCAUAUGAUAAAUGAGUCUACAUAUGAACGAACUUCAUAUAUUUUAGGAUGUAGAAGAAUGAUGGGAAGUCAUAACUAUAUUAAUAUUGCUGAGAUGAUGACUGAUAUAACUGAAACAUACAAAUUGGACCAUUCAAAAAUCACUCAUACUGUCACAGACAACGCCAGUAACUUUUGUAAAUCAUUUAAAACAUUUUCUAAACCUUUACCUGAUGUACAUCAGAUAAAUUCUUGUACCUUCGGAAAUUUCAAUGAAGAUAGUGAUGCUGGUAACUGUAGUACUGAUACAGCUGACGAUGAAGAUACAAAUUUAAAUUUAGUAGAUGUCUAUGAAGUACUCUCAACUCCAGUGAUAUCUGACACAGCGAAUGAUAAUUUUUCUCUACCAUCACAUAUUACUUGCUGUGCCCAUACGUUAAAUUUGAUAGCAACACGUGAUAUUUCUUCAAUUGAUGAUAGUAAAUACAAAAAAAUGUCGGAAUUGUCAUUCCAAAAAUUGCAAAGCUUUUGGAAUUUAUUAAGUAGGAGCACGGUUGCAUCUGACAAAGUGUUUGAAAUAUGUGGUUGCAAAUUUCCCGUCCCUAUUAUGACAAGAUGGAACUCAUUAUUCGAUGCAACUAAAAAAGUACUGCUUCAUAAAACUGAAGUUAUUAAAGCAUUUGAAGAAUUACGUUUAACAAAAUUAAAGGCAAAUGAAUGGGAUUUCUUGAAGGAAUACUGUAAUGUAAUGGAACCUUUAACAAUUUCUUUGGACAAGAUGCAAUGCGAAAAAAAAGGUUUCUUAGGCUAUGUUGCACCUAUUAUUUUAGUUUUACGCCGCACUUUGAUAUUGUUAUCAAAUUUAAAAUACUGUAGACCAUUGUGUAUUAAAAUAGUACAAAGUUAA
Molecule: messenger RNA, 1613 nt
Organism: Rhopalosiphum padi (bird cherry-oat aphid)
Lineage: Eukaryota; Metazoa; Arthropoda; Insecta; Hemiptera; Aphididae
Exons: 4
Coding region: 90-1613 (507 amino acids)
Source: RefSeq, a predicted model, not a curated record